GAACAAAUUACUUGAACAUUAAUCAUUGUGUUGACUUAAUUGUGACAGUUAAUUUUUCAAGUCACAAUAAAAAGUUAACUAUGAAUUAACUUUGAAUCUAUUUUGAUUGUUACAAUGGUUCUCAGCGUUUCUAAUUGACAAUUAACCAGGAAAAUUUGUUUCUUUAUUAAAUUAGUAGGAUGAUAAAUCUGUUUAUCUUGUUGGUAAUUAAAUUUGAUUAAAAAUGAUCAAUUUCUCAAUAAGCGUUGAGCCUUUGAUUUUACUCUUUAUUGCAGCAAUUAACUGUGAAUACACUUUGAUUCAAUAUUCAGUUUCAACGUCCCAUUGUCUUUCAUUGACCAAUCUAACUGACCCAUCCAUUUGUGAGUCACCAAAAUCUCCCAAUGUUUCAGCUCUAAUCAAAGACGAUGUGACAAUUUCAAUGAGAAAUUACAACUUUUUCCUGUCCAUUUGCUGUUCACUGGCCACUCUGUUCACCGGCUCUUGGUCAGAUUAUUAUGGAAGACGAUUACCGAUAAUGUUUGCCCUUUUGUCCUCCAUUUUGGCUCAAUGUCUUUGCAUAAUUUUCUGGAUUACACUUGAUCACAAUUUAAUUUGGUUAAUCUAUUUGGCUGGAUUAGUCUCUGGUAUCUCUGGAUCAUCAUCAAGUCUAAUUGCAAACUGUUUCGGGUACACAGCUGAUAUAACCAGUGUCCAAGAAAGGACCAAAGCGAUGACCACAAUGCAAUCAAUGCUUUACUUGGGAAGUGCAAUCGGUUUCUCAACGGGCAGUACAAUGGUCAAGCUAUUUUCCUCCUCUCUGUCCAUUGGAUUCACAGUUUUACUCCUUAUUCAUAGUAGUUUAUUUAUCUAUGUACUUUGUUACCUCAAGGAAUCAAAAUCAACAACAGACUCGCCAACGGUCAAGGGACUAUUCAGAUUAUCUCACAUGGCAACAGUUUUCUGGACAAUAUUUCACCCUCGACCUGACCAACCCUUUAAACGUACAUGGCUACUCACAGUGGUCAGUUGUAUUUUCCUUGCAAAUCUCAUUUCCCAUGCAAGAUUUUCAAUUCUUUACGUUUUCCUACGAAAUGACCCUUUAAGAUGGACAUCAGAUCUUUAUGGUUACUUACAAUCGGCUAAUUAUCUGAUUGGUGGGUUUACAUUACUCAUUUUAGUUCCAACUGUCCAACGAGUUUAUCCCAAGUUAAUUAACGACGAUCUCAUGGCAACUCUUGGAUUCGCCUCUCGAACUGUUGGUCUGAUCUUCCUUGGACUGACCAAAGAAACUUUUACAACUUUUGCAUCUUCCUUUGGGUUCAUUUUUUCAGAAUUAACUUUACCCUCUUUGAGGUCAAUCGUCUCAAAAACUGUCGAUACAAAUGAAAAGGGCAAAGCAUUUGCUUUCCUUGGACUAUUAUCAAAUUUUACCUUCUUAAUUGGAUCGCAAUUAGCGAGUUUAGUUUAUCAUUACAGUUCAUCACAAUUUCCUGGAUUAAUUUUUAUCAUUCUAAGCAUCAUAUCAACUAUACCAUUCACAAUUUUCAUGAUUAAAUAUUUUGAUUUAAUUAAUUUCCCGACGACAACAACAACAAUCAACAACCAAAUGAUCAAUAGUAAUAAAGAUGAGACAAUUUCUCAUGUUAAUUGUUUAUCUAAUCAACACAAUCGCUUUGAUAAAAGUAUUGAAUUAGCUAACGAUCAAUGUGUUCAAGAGGAAAUUGAAAAACUAUUAACACUCAAAAAUUAACUAAUUGCUGAUGAAACAAUUUUCUAAUCAACUGUAACCACAGUUGAAUUUCAAACUCAUACAAACAACAAUAAUUAAAUUCUGAGAAUCGGUUAAUUGUGACCAGUUAACCAAUUCUUUUCUGUAGUCAA
This is a messenger RNA of Panonychus citri (citrus red mite), 1863 nucleotides long. RefSeq names its product proton-coupled folate transporter-like. Gene Ontology annotation, biological process: transmembrane transport. NCBI's taxonomy places the organism in Eukaryota, Metazoa, Arthropoda, Arachnida, Trombidiformes, Tetranychidae. The record is from RefSeq and is a predicted model, not a curated record. Gene Ontology annotation, cellular component: membrane. The coding region runs from base 224 to 1732 and encodes 502 amino acids. Gene Ontology annotation, molecular function: transmembrane transporter activity. The transcript has a single exon.